AUGAAGACGAGCCGCCGCGGCCGAGCGCUCCUGGCCGUGGCCCUGAACCUGCUGGCGCUGCUCUUCGCCACCACCGCCUUCCUCACCACGCACUGGUGCCAGGGCACGCAGCGGGUGCCCAAGCCGGGCUGCGGCCAGGGCGGGAGCGCCAACUGCCCCAACUCGGGCGCCAACGCCACGGCCAACGGCACCGCCGCCCCCGCCGCCCCCGCCGCCCCCGCCGCCGGGAACGGCCCCCCUGGCGGCGCGCUCUACAGCUGGGAGACGGGAGACGACCGCUUCCUCUUCAGGAAUUUCCACACCGGCAUCUGGUACUCGUGCGAGGAGGAGCUCGGCGGGCUCGGUGAAAAAUGCCGCAGCUUCAUUGACCUGGCCCCGGCUUCAGAGAAAGGGGUCCUGUGGCUGUCGGUGGUCUCCGAGGUACUCUACAUCCUCCUGCUGGUGGUUGGCUUCAGCCUCAUGUGUCUCGAGCUCUUCCACUCCAGCAAUGUCAUCGACGGGCUCAAGCUCAAUGCCUUCGCGGCUGUCUUCACGGUGCUCUCAGGCCUCCUGGGAAUGGUAGCCCACAUGAUGUACACGCAGGUGUUCCAGGUCACCGUGAGCCUCGGCCCUGAAGACUGGAGACCCCAUUCCUGGGACUACGGGUGGUCCUUCUGCCUGGCGUGGGGCUCGUUCACCUGCUGCAUGGCAGCCUCUGUCACCACGCUCAACUCCUACACCAAGACGGUCAUUGAGUUCCGGCACAAGCGCAAGGUCUUUGAGCAGGGCUACCGGGAGGAGCCGACCUUCAUAGACCCUGAGGCCAUCAAGUACUUCCGGGAGAGGAUGGAGAAGGGGGACGGGCACGAGGAGGAGGACUUUCGCUUGGAUUGCCGCCACGAGAGAUACCCCGCCCGACACCAGCCACACGUGGGCGAUUCCUGGCCCCGGAGCUCUGCACACGAGGCAGCAGAGCUGAACCGCCAGUGCUGGGUCCUGGGGCACUGGGUGUGA
Molecule: messenger RNA, 993 nt
Organism: Budorcas taxicolor (takin)
Lineage: Eukaryota; Metazoa; Chordata; Mammalia; Artiodactyla; Bovidae
Gene: GSG1L
Product: GSG1 like
Exons: 7
Coding region: 1-993 (330 amino acids)
Cellular component (GO): plasma membrane
Source: RefSeq, a predicted model, not a curated record